CACAUUGAAAAAAAAGCCCUCUUUAUCCUAUAACCGGUCUGUUAUCUUGUCCUUUAUAACUAAAGGAGGCUAAGUGAGAUUCUUAUCCUGAUCGCAUUCAGAUAAAAUCAUAUUAAUUACUUGAACUGAAAAAGGUUUGGCAGAUAGAAGUAACUACAGAUGUACUUUGAACCCAGGAAACCAAUAUCAAGUUUUGACAGAAAAAUCGUGAAGAGCAUAUUUAUUAUUGUUGAAUCAAGCGAAGACCAUCUCCUUGUAGGCCGACUUUCUUUACCUUCGACGAGAAACCGAUUUAAAGACCAGACUUUUUCUUUUGUCGCAUUUUAGAUAAUUCUUUUGACUGUUACAACGAGACAAAGCUGAGAGAGUACAAUCUGAUAGUCUGCACCAUCCUGAACCUGUCGGUUACAACGAGACAAAGCUGAGAGAAUACAAUCUGUUAGUCUGCACCAUCCUGAACCUGUCGGUUACAACGAGACAARGYUGAGAGARUACAAUCUGUUAGUCUGCACCAUCCUGAACCUGUCGGUUACAACGAGACAAGGCUGAGAAAAUACAAUCUGUUAGUCUGCACCAUCCUGAACUAUUGCAAUGAGCUCAUCGCUGAACCUAACGAUGUCAAACAGUAGUGACUCUCACUGUGCACAUUGUGAUACUACUGUUGAUAUAUCCAUAAAAAUUGCAGCACUAUGUGUCAUUAUGGUUGGAGCUCUUCUCUGUAAUUCGCUUGUUAUCUCUGUCUUCUUGACAAAUCCUUCGCUACACAAAACAGUCAACUACUUUUUAGUAAACAUGGCUAUAUCUGAUCUACUGUGUCCUAUUGUUGCUAUACCCAAGAGACUGGUUAUGCUGAUUACAAGACAAUCAAGCUGGCAAGUAAAAGGAACAGCAGGCUUAAUACUAUGUAAGGUGCAACCUCUCUUGCAAGAUUUGUCACUGGCAGUUUCUAUUCUUAGCAUUAUCUGCAUCACAGUGGAUCGAUUCUAUGCCGUAAAGCGUCCUUUACGAAUCAGCCUAAUACCAGACAAAGCAAGAUGCUUAACUAUUGUGCUUAUUUGGCUUCUUGCAUUCCUAAAUUACUCACCUUACCUCGAUGCAUUUGAACUGGCCAUAUACCAUGGAAAGACGUACUGCAAUUUGAAAUGGACCCCCAAAUCUGUGACUAUCUUUAUAACCUAUGUCGCCGUUCUGUAUGGUGUUCUACCGUGGAUUCUAGUUGUGAUAUUGUACGGAUUUAUCAUGGUUUGUCUUCGACGCGCAAAGGUUCGCAUGCAAGCAAAUGCUCAAAGUUUGAUGCAACAUCGACGCACAGCCAGUGUGACAAGGCAAGCAUUUGCAAUCGUCUUCGCUUUUGCUGUGUGUACUUUUCCACAAACUGUAAUCUUUAUGAUUCUUGCGUAUUACUAUAAGUUCACUUACUCUCCUCUUCCUUACUGGCCUCAGUUGUACUUUGCAACAGAAUUUAUGUUGUUCGCUAAUUCAGUUCUCAAUCCGUGUAUCUGUUUGUUCCUUAAUGAAAACUAUCGCAAUGGUUUGUGGAGGCUGCUGAGACGCAGUGAUCGUAUUCAUCCUGACGUUGUGAGAGAAGAGAUACCCAUUGAAAACUUGACAAGAUCUACUGUAGCGGCACGACAAUAAGCAAGGUGACUGUAUGAUACGAUAUACGUCCUACAAGCCGGAAUUCUUGCCUUUUUACAAACCGACGAACUAUAAAAUCAGUAGUAAUAGCCGAUAAAAACUACAAUAUACAACAGAAUAGAAUAGUAUAGGAUUACUGCAUUUAAUUUGUGAGUCAUAUAUCAUGACACAAAGUAUAUCAGAUAUACCCAUGUAUACUAAAAGGGUAAUGCAUGUAUAUCCCUUAUAUCAUGAACCAUGUGUAUCCUAUUCUUGACUUUCACUGAUCACGUGAUAGUCUAAAAAAGCUAUUUAGAGGCAAAAUUAGCAAACUUUUAUUAUUGUUCUCGAGAGAACAUCUUAAUUAAAGGAUCAUUACGAAAUUUAGAGCCAAAAUAAUGAUUUUUAACAGAAAUACAAGCGAUCGAAAAUUGGUAAGAAUGUAUGGGAUUAGCACGGCUCAAUGCGUUUUGGACUAGUCAAGAAAUACCUACAAAAAGCUUUGUUUUAAGAUUCAAAUUAAUCUUUUAAGUCCAAGGAUCAAACAAGUAUAUAACUCCCAACAGUUAUGCAAAGUUUGAAUCAAAACUGUGAUUUCCUAGCGAAAAUAUAAGCGUUUUAAUACGGUCUUACUUUACAAAGAAAUGUAUGGGGCCGCCAUGAUUGUGCCCCCGUCAGGAGCAUAAAGAUGGCGGACCGUAACUCCGAGCAUCGAAUUGAGCUCAAAACUAAUGAUUUUGCUUUAACUUUACAAACUAUAUCAUUGUAAACAUGUAAAUUGAUGCUGAGACUAUAAUUGUUUUAAGAUUCAUAGACUUUUCGAGUAUUUUUGGCGUGUAUCAAGUCGCGUGGCAGUAUUACGUAACAUAUCUUUGAACGCUAAUAACUCAACGAAUAAACAGCAAAAAAAGUUU
Molecule: messenger RNA, 2531 nt
Organism: Exaiptasia diaphana
Lineage: Eukaryota; Metazoa; Cnidaria; Anthozoa; Actiniaria; Aiptasiidae
Product: QRFP-like peptide receptor
Exons: 2
Coding region: 592-1638 (348 amino acids)
Biological process (GO): G protein-coupled receptor signaling pathway
Cellular component (GO): membrane
Molecular function (GO): G protein-coupled receptor activity
Source: RefSeq, a predicted model, not a curated record